This is a messenger RNA of Aquila chrysaetos chrysaetos, 4244 nucleotides long. RefSeq names its product TATA-box binding protein associated factor 5 like (gene TAF5L). The transcript is spliced from 4 exons. The record is from RefSeq and is a predicted model, not a curated record. Gene Ontology annotation, biological process: regulation of DNA-templated transcription. NCBI's taxonomy places the organism in Eukaryota, Metazoa, Chordata, Aves, Accipitriformes, Accipitridae. Gene Ontology annotation, cellular component: histone acetyltransferase complex; nuclear protein-containing complex. Gene Ontology annotation, molecular function: protein binding; transcription coactivator activity. Bases 1542 to 3080 code for a protein of 512 amino acids.
UUGAUUAUAUUAAAUUUUAAGUCCAAAUAGCAGAGUUUUUACUUCAGUUGUUAAGUAAUACCAGUAUGUGAGCCAGUUUUGAGUUUCUCAAGCAGCCAGGCUGUAGGAAGUGCAGUGUAUCUGUACCUUUCAAGAGGUUAUAUUUGUUUAUUUCUAAACUGAUUUGAGAGAAGAUAUGGCAUUGGUGCUGGAAUCUGUUUUUUCCCAUGCGGGGAUAAUAAGCACAGCCCAGCUCUCAGUUUCCAAAGCUGAAUUCAGCUUGCCCUGGAGAGUUGGUAAACAUACCUUCUGUAUUUCUGUAAGCUCCAGGCAGAUAGACCUGUGUCUUACCAGGGAGAGAGAGCAAGAAUAGCGACAGGCUGCCUGUACACCAUGUGCUGAUCUCUUUCUAAUUAGAAGCAUUGAGAUGAGCUGGAGGCUGGCCUAUCUCCCUUUAGCAUGUGAACAUUUGAUGAUGAUGUUUAUAGAUUUCCAGGGCUGUCAGAGUUGUGCCUCUGUGUGCGAGCCAAAUGUUGGAACAAAAAGCAAUGAAUCGGGAGUAGGAAGGCAAAGAGAGAGGAUGGAAGGCGGUGGGGGGCAGGGGAGACGGAAAGAAGUUGAAGGAGUUGAAAGUGAGAGUAAUGAAAACAGGUUUUGUGGAGGGGAAAAUGGUUACGAAUUGAAAAAAAAUCAGGAAAGGAAAACAGUGAAACUCCUUGCCCUUUAGUGCUCUUCUUAGAAGAGCAGACAAAUAAACAUAUUAGUUAUAAUUUUGUAACUUGUAUUUCUAAUCACUGGUACUUGUAUAUGCUUAGGGUAUGUUGGUGGGUGUCUGUAAACUUGCACAGAGUCCCCUGUCGGAUUCUGAGAGGUUAACAGAAGGGCAAAGGUUUGGUGCCAGAGAAAGAAAAGCCAAUUCCCUUUCUAAAUAGUUCAGAGCCACUUUUACCAGAGUUGAUGCUGGUUCUGAAAAUCAGUUUAACACCACCUCAGGAGACCAUUACAACUGGGUUUUUGGUCAGAUACCAGCUGCCCUUUAACCUAAAAUCCUCAGGGAGGAGGAGGAGAUGUUUUGAUUUAAAAAGUGCUUGCUUAGAGAUGCAGUGUGUUUUCACCACCACCUCCGGGAGACUAGUAAAUGCUAAUGAUUAUCAUUUGUUGUAAAUGGUAAUGACUGGGACAAGGAAUUUGAGACUGAGGUAGUGUCACUGCAGGCCUUCUGUCCAUGAUAGUUGGUGGGUCCCCCUGAAAAAGAAACUUUGUUUUGGAGAAAGUUGUAGGUUGCUUUCUGCAUCUUUUCUGAGUGCAAAGUAGUAAAACCACUGAGUAUCUCAUAAAACUGUUAAGGGACUUGUGACGGUGUUACUCUGAAUUUCUUGGGAAAUUAAGGUUGUUUCUGAAAUUAAAAAUGUAUUCUGGGGGGAGCAGUCCAAUCUGAAUCUGGUUGCGCCAACGUUGUGUCUGCAGCUCCCUGCCUGGCGGAGCCACAGCAAUAUGAAGUACAAUUUGGACGAUUACGCAAUUUUCUCACAGAUUCAGAUUCUCAGCACAGCCAUGAAGUGAUGCCUCUUCUGUAUCCCCUUUUUGUCUACCUCCAUCUGAACAUGGUCCAGAAUGGCCUAAAAAGCACAGUGGACAGUUUUUACAGCCGCUUCCAUGGCAUGUUCUUGCAGAAUGCCAGCCAGAAGGAUAUCAUUGAGCAGUUGCAGACUACCAUGACUAUUCAAGAUAUCCUGUCCAACUUGAAGCUCCGGGCUUUUCUGGACAACAAGUACGUCAUCCGCCUUCAAGAGGACAGCUACAACUACCUUCUUCGCUACCUCCAAAGUGACAACAACAACGCCCUGUGCAAAGUCCUGACCUUGCACAUUCACCUGGAUGUGCAGCCCGCCAAGAGGACUGACUACCAGCUCUAUGCCGGUGGGAGCUCCUCACGCAACGAGAGCAACGGCCUGGAACCCAGCGACGUGCCGGCUUCCAUUCUGCAGAAUGAGGCGGCACUGGAUUUACUGCAGGACAGCAUUAAACGUGUCAAGGACGGGCCCCCUUCCUUAACAACCAUCUGUUUCUAUGCCUUCUAUAACACGGAGCAGUUGCUGAACACUGCAGAGAUUUCACCAAAUAGCAAGCUGCUUGCUGCUGGGUUCGAUAAUUCGUGUGUGAAGCUGUGGAGCCUGCGUUCCAGGAAGUUAAAAUCUGAGCCCCACCUCGUUGAUGUGUCCCGCAUCCGUCUGGCUUGUGACAUCCUGGAUGAGGAGGUCUGGAUACCCAUUUCCCCCCCCCCCCCUACCCUUUCUGCCAAGGAGGAAGAGGAUGACAGCGCAGGCACAGAAAUGAAGAUCCUGAGAGGGCACUGUGGACCCGUGUAUAGCACGAGGUUCCUUUCAGACAGUUCAGGACUCUUAUCUUGUUCUGAGGACAUGUCCAUCAGAUACUGGGACCUCGGAAGUUUUACAAACACUGUGUUGUACCAAGGACAUGCCUAUCCUGUCUGGGAUUUGGAUAUUAGCCCCUGCAGCCUGUACUUUGCCAGUGGUUCCCACGAUCGCACUGCAAGGCUCUGGUCAUUUGAUCGGACGUACCCGCUGCGAAUAUAUGCAGGCCAUUUGGCGGAUGUAGACUGUGUGAAGUUCCACCCCAAUUCCAACUACUUAGCGACGGGCUCCACAGACAAAACUGUGCGCUUGUGGAGCACUCAGCAAGGCAACUCGGUGCGUCUUUUCACCGGGCACCGUGGCCCCGUACUCGCUCUUGCGUUUUCUCCCAAUGGUAAGUACCUGGCAUCAGCAGGUGAAGACCAGCGGCUAAAGCUGUGGGACUUGGCAUCAGGAACUCUUUACAAAGAACUGAGGGGCCACACGGACAACAUAACCAGCCUUACUUUUAGCCCCGACAGUAGUUUAAUUGCUUCAGCGUCGAUGGACAAUUCAGUCCGGGUCUGGGACAUUCGGAACACUUACUGCAACGCCCCUGCAGAUGGGUCUUCCAGUGAACUGGUUGGUGUAUAUACCGGACAAAUGAAUAAUGUACUGAGCGUACAGUUUAUGGCCUGUAAUCUUCUUCUAGUGACUGGAAUUGCACAAGAAAAUCAGGAACUUUAAUUUUUUUUUUUUUCUUAGGGAAGUGGGUGGGUGUAUUGAACGCCAGAGUCCAUUGCAAGCUGAGAGUACUGACUGUGAAACACUUUUCUUCCUCUGCCCCCUUGAAAGGCACGUUCAUUCAGAGUGAUGCAAAUGCUUUAAAAUGUCUUGCCCACAAAAAGGCCUGUGCUGUUGAACGGAGUAAGGAAAAAAGGAGGAGUGAUGAAAAUACAUAUACAUUCUAAUCUUGUACUUGUAGGGAUGGGGAAAAGGGGAGUAAAUCCAGUAGCUUGGGGAAACCAAAAGCCUGGUCCAGACAAGUGAAACUGCCAACCAGAUAAGCUGCUGACCUGCACUUAAAUAUCCUGCGUUGAUUGAUGGGCACAUCUUACCUACUGUUAACUGAGGCUUGAGUGUGUGGAGAACUACUGGCCCAGUGUUUUUUGUUUUGUUUUGCUUUUGUUUUCCUGUUAUUGCAGAGGACCAGCAUUUUAAGACCCUUCUAUUAAAAGAACAUUAUGUAUUUUCUACAGUGAUAGUGGUCCUAAAUAUUACAGCUCCCUGUAGCACUUCUGGAAUAUUUUGGACUAGCUAAGUAGAAAAUACCAUCUUUCUUUUUAGUAAGGGGAUGGAAAUCUGACCUCAGUUGGGGCCCAUCUCUGCAUUGUCACUUGGGUUUGGUUCCUGGUACUAGCUGUGAUAUUUGUAUUUAUGUUCCAUUUCUGAAUCUUGGAAUCUUUCUGAAUCUGGUUGCACUGUGUUUUGAGGAUGGGAGGACAGUGGGGGUAGAGCGGUGGCUUUAAGGGUAAUAAACAACUUGCCUUGUCUGGAGGGAGGGCACUAUAGAACUGAAGUGGCUAAGUUUGGACUCCUAAUGGAAACGGGGCAUGUCGGUCCACCACUGCACCUCACAGAAAUAUUUCCGUAAAUGGAAGUUGGCAGUCUAGGGAGAGGGGAAGGGGGAGAGAGACAAACACAAAGUGACAUGGGAAAAAAUAGUAUUACUAAAUUAUUGUGCGUACACAAAGGCAGCUCUGCCAGUGUUGGAUUUUUCUCAAAAUGUUGCAAUAUCAGUUUCAUGAACGCUUUGUGAGAUAAAUCAUCAGCAUUUACAACAAGGAUCUGCAAAAAAAGCACGUUCUAGUUUGUCAUUUGGAGAGAUUAAAUAUUUCUGCUUUCUGGAAA